UAUAGAAAAUAAAAGUGUAUUAAAAUAAGACUCAUCAUCUACCAAACAAGGAGCGUACUAGAUUUCCCAUAUUCGCAAGUACACAUCAUUCACCAACCAGCCUUUAACCUAAGCCAUCUCUCAUUCGUCUUUCCCAUUCCCCUAGGUCACGGCCGGUCACUCUAUCACCUCCCAGAACCCCCAAUAUAUAAGCCCCACCCCCUCACUCACUUACUCGCAUUUCCUCGACACCUUCCAACUUUCUCUCUCCAUUUCCAACAAACUCAUCCACUUUCUUUCUCUAGACGAGGAGAGCGUAUCUCUCACGCGCCGAUGGGAUUUCCGGUAGGGUAUCCGGAAGUGCUGGUCCCCAAGCUCUUCCUCCACGCGCUCUCGCUCCUCGCGUGGCUCCGCUCGCUCGUCGCCGCGCUCUUCCACCUCCUCCGCCUCUCCGACCUCCUCGACACCGACGCUGCCGCGAUCGCUUGGCCGCCGGAGUCUCCUCCGCCGCGCGCUCCGACUCUCUCCGCGCUCCUCAUCCGCGAGUUUCUCCCCGUGGCAGCGUUCCGUGACCUGGACGGCGCUGGCGAGUCCCCUCCGUCCCCGUCGGGGUGCGCGGUGUGCCUGAGCGAGUUCUGCGCGGAGGAGGAGAUCAGAUGUAUGGCGAACUGCAAACACAUGUUCCACCGCGCGUGCGUGGAUCGUUGGAUCGAUCACGAUCAGAAGACGUGUCCUCUGUGUAGGACACCAUUCGUGCCGGAGCACAAGGUGGAGGAGUAUAACCAGCGGCUAUGGGCAGCUUCUGGUGUUUCCCAGUUUUAUCAAGACGAUUACACUCCUACUCUCUGAUUUCUUCCUUUCUUUUUAUCUUUUUAUUUAUUUAUAUAUUUAUAAUCAAAUAUCUUUUUCCCCUUCUGUAUUAUGGAAAUUAGUGUAGGAAAAUGUACAUACCUAAUUAAACAAAAUUACAAGUUUCAAUAAAAAUUGAGAAAUUUUUGGAUUGA
Vigna angularis (adzuki bean) is the source of this 983-nucleotide messenger RNA. RefSeq names its product brassinosteroid-responsive RING protein 1. The transcript has a single exon. Bases 313 to 828 code for a protein of 171 amino acids. Gene Ontology annotation, molecular function: ubiquitin protein ligase activity. NCBI's taxonomy places the organism in Eukaryota, Viridiplantae, Streptophyta, Magnoliopsida, Fabales, Fabaceae. The record is from RefSeq and is a predicted model, not a curated record. Gene Ontology annotation, biological process: protein ubiquitination.